Messenger RNA from Pseudovirgaria hyperparasitica, 881 nucleotides. RefSeq lists its product as uncharacterized. The record is from RefSeq and is a predicted model, not a curated record. The transcript has a single exon. Bases 190 to 849 code for a protein of 219 amino acids. Lineage: Eukaryota; Fungi; Ascomycota; Dothideomycetes; Acrospermales; Acrospermaceae.
UCUUUGCACCAUCAAGCGUCCUUCGCUUCAUACUGCCUCGACUUAUCGACCGGCCUUGAGUCGGAUCACCAGAGUAGUCGUCAGGCCUGUGUACUGUACUGUCGUUAUCUCGCCCAACCUCCCCCCAUGUUCUGACUUCCGCCUUGUACCUUGUCAGACAUACCCAUUCCCCCUCGGACUUCAGCAGUGAUGCCUUCGUUCGUCAAUCACACCCGGGGCUAUACCUGGCCACCCUCAGUACACCUCCUCGACUCUUCCGAUGUCGCCACUCAUCUCGAGUCCGUGGCAGAAGAGCUACCAGACAUCAACGAGGAUCCCUUCGCCCACUUCAUCAGCCCCGUCACCGAAGAAGACGACCCCUACGACGAAGAGUACGACUUCAACGCCGGCAUCACAGUCGUCGAGCAGCCGCCAAACAAGGUCAAGUCGCAAAAGUUCCGCACCACUGUCGCCAAGAAGUGGGCGCAGUACGUCGCGCUGCACCAUACCCAUAUCCACAGGAUAUACCACGGACCGACACUCAGUCAGAUCGCAACAAUCGACGAGCUGCUGCAAGAACCCCCCGAGCUGACGGACGACGAGGCCGUCCCGUACAAGGUCGAGGUUCGUGCUCCUCGAGAGCCCACUCGCGGUCGCGCCCAGGAUCUCCUCUUACCAAGGCCUCGCUUCAGCAGAGGCCGACGAUACAGCCGCACAUCGUCAGGUCGUCGGCACUCGUGGCGCGAGCCGAGCCCAGACCUAUUCACUGUCAUGGAGGAGUCGGAGGGACAAUCGAUGCGGGAGACUGAUGAUGGCGCGAGCCGGAGGUCGGAGCGGAACGUCACUGUGGUCGAGAAGUCGAGGCUGUGAUAGAGUCCCCAUGGAGAGAGCAUACUGGAAAC